UCGCGGCAUUGACGUCGAUUUCGGGGUGGGGAAAGUCUCAACAUCAACAGAGAAAGGAUAGUUACGGAGAAGCAGAAGAACAAACGGAAGAGAUUGAGAGGGUAGAAAAUGUUGUUGUAAAAACAGUCUAUGGAUGUAACUGACAGUACAGUGGAAAGAUUUCUAUAACGGAGUCCACUCCCGUCUAGACAUGGAAGCCGUCAAACUUAUGAGGGAGCUUAAAGCUAAUUUUGAACAGGAGAGGAAUUAUCUACCGAAAGAAACCGGACUUAGUCUGAUCGAGUCAACCAGAGAGAAUGACAAUAGGGGAAUAUCAGCCAAAUGUAGGGAUGCCAAAGUGGAGGACCUCUGGAGCCUGACCAGUUUUUUUGGCUACAGCACCAAGACUUUUGUCCUGGCAGUCAACCUGCUAGAUAGAUUCCUGGCCAUGAUGAAGGUCCAGCCCAAGCAUUUAGCCUGCAUUAGCAUCAGCUGUCUCCAUAUCGCAGCCAAAGCCGUCGAAGAGGAAUGCAACGUGUCUUCUACCAACGAACUUAUUCGCAUCAGCCAAUGCAAAUUCACGGUCUCGGAUCUCACUCGCAUGGAGAAAAUCGUCUCGGAGAAACUCAACUUUCAGAUCCAAGCCAUCACAGCCUUAACCUUCUUACACCUGUACCACAGGAUCACACUCUCAGAUACCUCAGACAGGAAGGAGACCCUGAACCUCGAUAAACUGGAGGCGCAGCUAAAAGCCUGUAUCUGCCGGAUUGCAUUCUCCAAAGCUAAACCAUCUGUCUUGGCCCUGUCUCUCCUCACUCAGGAGAUAGAAGCUAUGCAGGCCGCCGACAUGUUAGAAACGGCACAUCAUGUUCAGAGACAUCUCAAGAUCGCUGACACCGAGCUGAUUCACUGGAGGGGGCUAGUGGCCAAGUGCAUGUCUGACUACUCGUCCCCUGAAUGUAGCAAGCCAGACAAUAAGAAGCUAGUGUGGAUCGUGUCAAGGAGGACUGCCCAAGGCCUGCACACCAGUCACUACAGUGUUCCCGAUCUGCCAACCAUUCCCGAGGACUGCUGGGAUGAGAGUGAAAGUGAGGAUUCGUGUGAAGACAUGAGUUCUGGGGAGGAGAGCCUGAGCAGUUCCCUGGGCUCUGAUGCAGAGGGACCUUACUUCCCCCUUCAUUUCCGGUGCCAAAGCAACAAGUACCCCCAGACCUCGUAGACCGCACCCCUGUGAGGGAGCCACAGUGCCUGGGUUCCACAACCUCUUCUUGUACUGUGGAGUACUCUUCACUAGUGGUUAUAAGAAAACCCCACAGCUAAACAUUUUGAAAAUGAGAAGAAAAGAAAAAAACAUUUGUUAAAUUGGGCACGUUCAGGGAGUCCCCAUGUGACCACCUGAUUGUUUAUCUUGGUGUAUACAGCCCAGAGAAUCACCUUCCCUAAUCCUAAAUACCUAAUAUAUCUUAAUUUAUUCUUGUUAGUUACGGUAGGGUCAGAACACCCAUUGUUUUACCAACAAACGAAUCAAUAUACUGUAUUCUCUUAUUCUUUUAAGCUAAAAACAAACGUAUCUAUGGUACAUACAGACUGUUGCACAAUCCUGACUUACAGGCAGCUGAAAUAUUUUUUUUUUGUACAUGUAGCGUUUU
This is a messenger RNA of Esox lucius (northern pike), 1628 nucleotides long. It is a transcript of the gene ccng2, whose product is annotated as cyclin G2. NCBI's taxonomy places the organism in Eukaryota, Metazoa, Chordata, Actinopteri, Esociformes, Esocidae. The coding region runs from base 191 to 1198 and encodes 335 amino acids. The transcript is spliced from 8 exons. The record is from RefSeq and is a predicted model, not a curated record. Gene Ontology annotation, molecular function: cyclin-dependent protein serine/threonine kinase regulator activity. Gene Ontology annotation, cellular component: cytoplasm; nucleus; cyclin-dependent protein kinase holoenzyme complex. Gene Ontology annotation, biological process: regulation of cyclin-dependent protein serine/threonine kinase activity; mitotic cell cycle phase transition.